GCGCAGCUAGAGCCGAAUGGAGAUUUUCCAUAUUUACCUUCUGGGGCGACCGAGGGUAAGAGAUCGUGCUCAGUCAUCCGGAUUACAUGGCAUAACUUUCAAAGCAUUAUUUAUUUAAGCCUAACGUGGCUUUCGUUAAGGGAAUAUUUUGUGCUUGAGACUGUAAAGGGGUGUAGAUGGACGGUAGCCUAGCUGAAGACCCUCCAGUGCUCCCAGUACUGCAGCUUCAGUGUCUAGGAGAGAUCCAAGUGUAUCCAAGGUCGAUUGAACCGGAUGAUAAAGGAGAACAGUGAGCUGUUCUCUGAUUCUCAGUGUAAAGUGUGCAGCGCUGUCCUAAUCUCCGAAUCCCAGAAACUUGCACACUACCAGAGCAAAAAGCAUGCAAGCAAAGUACGCCGAUACAUGAGCAUUCAUGGAAAUGACGAGCCCUUUGCGAAACGCUUCAAGCCUUCAGAGAAUGCUACACAUAAUGUUGAUGAAGGUGACAAAUACAAAGCCUGCCAUGUGUGCAACAUGACGUUCUCUUCUGCAGUGGUUGCACAGUCACAUUACCAGGGCAAAGUUCACACCAAGAACCUUCGCUUAAAAAACUUUGGUCCACAACUUCCUGCAUUACCUCAGCCCAAAGCCCAGGUAAAAAAGGAUAAAGUGCUGCCUGAAGGUGCGCAGGGGCCGGCAGAGCAGGACCCCAACCGCUUCUGCACCAUCUGCCAGGCCUCCUUCAACAACCCCAUGAUGGCUCAGCAGCACUACACGGGCAAGAAACAUAAAAAACAGCUGACUAAACAGAAGCUGAUAGAGACUUAUGGGCCGUCAUCUGCACCAGCCUCCACACUGAAGGGCUACCCUUGUACUGUGUGCAAUAUUGAGCUCAACUCCGUGGAGCAGUACCAGGCCCACAUCAGUGGUUCCAAACACAAAAACCAUGCCAGAAUUAAGAAAGGAGCAAAUGCAUUCGCCAGCCCUCCUGAGAACUACCAGGCUGAUUUCCAGUAUACACCUGAGCAGGAGGCCCCAGAGGAUUGGGGCAGCUUUAACCAGGGAUUUGUGUGAUGAGACGCCUCUGUUUCACUGCCCUCUCCUCAUCUGUGACGAGCUUCCUCUGUGUAGGCACAGGUCAACAUGUGUCUGCACUGUGCAUCUCCUAAUGCCAGCAUUUCACCACACGCCUCGCUGUAUUCUCUCGCUCUCACACAGUUGAGGGACCACAACAAACUUCCACACCAGAUCCAUGUUCUCCCUUUCUCUCCAAAACUGAAGGCAAAACUUUAAAGUGUGCUUCUCUUUUCAGUGUUCGGAUUAGUGUUUUGUUUCAAAAUUGUUUGGUUUACUAAUUUAUUUCUAGAAUCUCCACAUACAUAUGCAGGUCCUAAAGUGGUUUCUGGAUAUGAUGUUUGUUGUUUUUAUUUUACAAUGCUCAAUGUUUUUGUGUUAAAUGAAUGUCUAUGGAGUUCAAAGCUGUUGAAUUUGAUAGGGGGCAAAGUUGGAAAGAACGAAUGUCUUUGUUUUUAUUUGUUGACUCCUGAUUUCUGUCCAUUUUGGAAACAAUCUUACUAUUUCUAAGAAAUUUAAAAGAAUAAUAUUUUACUCACUCAUGUUGUUCAAAACCUGUUGUUUUUUCUGCCAUGGAACAUUAUAGGGAGACGUUAGGCAGAAUGCAGCCUCGGUCACCAUUCACUUUCAUUUAGUUUUUAUUCCAUACAAAAGUGAAUGGUGACUGAGACUUUAUUCAGCUUAAUGUCUCCUUUUGUCUUCCAGGGAUGAAAGCGAUGUUGUGUGAACAACAUGAGGGCGCGUGAAUGACUCCAGAACUGUCCAAUUUUGGGUGAACUAUCCCUUUAAAUCAUUGCUUUGCUUGUCCUAAACUGGUUAGUAGUGUUUCAUUUCACAAUGCUGCUUCCCAUUUCUCUGUUAAAGUAAACAGCACAAAAUGUGGUUGAGUUUGUCAUAGUGAAUAAAACGGCCCAAUCUUAGAAAAUUAGUGCCAGGUCAUAAGUGAGAUAUUUAUUUGGUGUUCUUUUUAGGGACAAGCUCAUAAGUUCAUUUUGAAAUGCAAGAUCUCAUAAGAAUCUUUCAGUAUAUUCUUGUGUGUACCACUUCUGCUUAUCAAUUUGUUACUAGUUUGAUUAUGCAUAAGUUAUAAACUUACUUGUAAGUUGAAAUCCUCUUUGUUUUCAUUGUUUAUUUUUCAAAUGUACUUUGCAGGGGGCCCUUGGUAAACAGACAACGUUUGUGAAAUAAAUGAAUGCUUAAUGUCACCAUAUUAGACUUGAGAUCAUGAAGUAACCAAGUUUAAGAGUGCAUUUAUUAGGUUUUUUUAUUUAUUGUGUUGCUUUGUCAUUGAACAUGGCUUAAGAACUGAAUGUGACAAUUUGUGUUUUUAAAUGUUCUCAAAGUAAAAGGGCCUAGUUUUUACUGUAUUAUUUGUCAUGUCAUGUUAAGACAUGUCCCAGAAAAAACAAAUAUAUUCUGUCAUUUACUCACCCUCAUCUUGUUCCAAGCCCACUUGACUUAUUUUCUUAUGUGGAACACAAAAGAAGAUGUUUGGCAGAAUGACAGCCUUACCUCAAUCUUUUUUGCAUAGUGACUGAGGCUGUCAUACUGCCUGACAUCUCUUUUUGUGUCUUGUGGAAGAAAGUCAAAUGGGUUCAAGUAACUGAUGACAUGAUUUUCACUUUUCGCUGAACUAUCCCUUUAGUACAAACGCAAAUGCAGUAGCUCAACUUUGUAAUGCACAGUCCAAGAUGAACCUCUGGAUUGCGUUUUAAGACUUUAAAGCAGCAUAACCGCAAUUAUGUGCUUCAAUAUGGCCUUCAAACUUUAUCUCAUUGGUAGCAUAUUUGAGUGUUUUUAAUGUUACAUUUUCUUUUCAAAAGACAGUGUGAGCCUAAAGAGAUGUUUGUUACUUUCCAUCCAUUAAA
Messenger RNA from Xyrauchen texanus (razorback sucker), 2921 nucleotides. Its product is annotated as zinc finger protein 346-like. Lineage: Eukaryota; Metazoa; Chordata; Actinopteri; Cypriniformes; Catostomidae. The record is from RefSeq and is a predicted model, not a curated record. Gene Ontology annotation, molecular function: zinc ion binding; nucleic acid binding. The coding region runs from base 274 to 1053 and encodes 259 amino acids. The transcript is spliced from 7 exons.